UCAGACUCAGGUGUUUUAAGGUCCAAAGCCAGGACUAUCUCCCCAGCUCUACCCUGAUGAUUCCUCCAGGUGUCCAUACACAGUAUGUGAGGCGACCAGCUCUAGAAAGUUAUCUACCGUUCUUUCAGAGAGCACACAGUGAGAUGCUGGCAGUCUGCAAUCCAGAAAGGGGUCUUCACCCAACCAUGCUGGCACCACCAUCCAGAACUGUGGAAAACAAAUACCUGUUGCCUUGGAAGGGCGGAGUCUUAACCACUGGAUCCUGGAUCGCCAGGGAAGUCCCCCACCAAAUGAGAAGAGACCAUAUAUGUGUCCUGCAUAUACUACACAAUCUUUUGAUGUCAACUAACAAAGAGCCUUUCAAGGGCAAAAGGAAAGCCACCCACUGACAACAGGUGAUGGAUUCUUUGAAGAACCCCCAGAACUACAACUCAACCCUCAAGGAGAACAUGGAGGUCAUCACAGCAAGAAGUGCAAACAUGGGCAGAAAGGUCACGGUCAGCAGCAUAGACCUCAUAGCCAGAAUGUCCAGGAAGGUCAGGAAAGCUCUUAUAGCAAAGGUGGCCAAGGUAGUCAAGGUGGCCGAGGUGGCAGACCAGAAUGGCCAGGGAAGCCCUGGUCGCCAGAGAGGCCAGCGUGGAAAAGGUGGCCACGGCAGUAAGGGUGGCCAUGGUGGCCAGGGUGGCCAGGGUGGCCCUGGUGGCCAGAGAGGCCAGCAUGGAAAAGGUGGCCACGGCAGUAAGGGUGGCCAUGGUGGCCAGAGAGGACCGCAUGGAAGAGGUGGCCAAGGUGGUCAGUAUGGUGACCAGAGACAAGGAAGACCAACUAAAGAUGUUCUCCAGUGAUCCCUUAGGUAUUAAUUGUACUUUUUUUCACUAACCUAGUGUAUUUUUUUAAAUUCUUAAUUCUCUCUUUUGCUUCUGUUCAUUUCUUGUUUUUAAAUCUUGACUUUAAUCCCUCAUAACUUCUUUGUCCAGAUUUGUCCUUGUCACAAAUCUCUUGUCUCACCCUUACACAUAG
Messenger RNA from Hippopotamus amphibius kiboko, 1020 nucleotides. Its product is annotated as mesenchyme-specific cell surface glycoprotein-like. The coding region runs from base 57 to 389 and encodes 110 amino acids. Lineage: Eukaryota; Metazoa; Chordata; Mammalia; Artiodactyla; Hippopotamidae. The transcript is spliced from 6 exons. The record is from RefSeq and is a predicted model, not a curated record.